Megalops cyprinoides (Indo-Pacific tarpon) is the source of this 1734-nucleotide messenger RNA. Its product is annotated as monocarboxylate transporter 6-like. The coding region runs from base 1 to 1713 and encodes 570 amino acids. Gene Ontology annotation, biological process: transmembrane transport; monocarboxylic acid transport. Lineage: Eukaryota; Metazoa; Chordata; Actinopteri; Elopiformes; Megalopidae. The record is from RefSeq and is a predicted model, not a curated record. Gene Ontology annotation, molecular function: monocarboxylic acid transmembrane transporter activity. The transcript is spliced from 4 exons.
AUGAGGGAGAGUGAGGGCUACAGCGCCCCCUACAGGCGAGGCAGCGACUGUACGUCGCAGGGGUCUGUGACUGGCAGCAGGACCUCCCUGCAUGCGGCUGGAGUGGGAGAGGAGGAUGAGGAGAGGACGAGGGAAACUGCGGACUGCGAUUCGGAGGAGCCAGAUGACCUGGAGCCCCGGAGGCCCCCGCCAGCCCAGGGGGACGCCGCGAGGGAGCGCAAGGACCGCCUCGGCCAGCAGGAGGCGCCGGAUGGGGGCUGGGGCUGGGUGGUUCUGGUAGCCACCAUCGUGGACCUGGCGCUCACCCUGGCCUUCCCCUCCUGCAUCGGCAUCUUUUACACGGACCUGCAGACAGAAUUCAACGCCAGCAACUCAGAGACUUCCUGGGUGCCAUCCAUUAUGACUGCAGUACUGCACGCUGGGGGCCCCCUGUGCAGUGUGCUGGUGGAGCACUUUGGCUGCCGGCCCACCGUCAUGGUGGGCGGAGUCAUGAGCGGCGCGGGAAUGGCGGCCAGCUCCUUCGCCCGCUCCAUCACUGAGCUCUACAUCACCGCCGGGGUCGUCACAGGUCUGGGUUUCUGCUUCUGCUUCCAGCCGGCGGUGACGAUCAUGGGUCACUACUUCGUGCGGCGACGGGCUUUCGCUAACGCCAUGUCGUCCACGGGCACGGCGCUGGGGCUGUGCUUCCUGCCGCUGCUCGCCCACUUCCUGCUGGUGCGACUAGGCUGGCGGGGCAGCUUCCUGGUGCUGGGGGCGCUGCUACUCAACUGCUGCGUGUGCGGGGCUGUCAUGAGGCCCGUGGGGGGGCGCGGGCGGGGCCGGGGGCGGGGCACGGGGGCGGGGUCCCCGCAGCCCAACGGGCACCUGUCGGCCCGGGAGAAGGAGGGGCUGAAGGGUGGGGUGAGGGCGGUGCUGGACUGUCUGUUCGCUUUCCUGCGCAGGCACAUGGCCUUCGACCUUUUCCUCAGCAACCGGCGCUACCGGGCGUUCACGCUGGGCGUCACCUGGAUGAUGCUAGGCUUCGUGGUGCCGCUGAUCUACCUGGUGCCGUACGCCACGGCGAGCGGCGUGGAGCCGGCCCGCGCCGCCCUGCUGCUGGCCGCGCUGGGCUUCGUCAACGUCUUCGCCCGGCCCCUGGCGGGGCUGCUGCUGGGCCUGCCCAGCCUGCGCGGCCGCCGCCGCCUGUACGCCCGCGCCUUCGCCGCCGCCCUGCUGGUGAACGGGCUGAGCAACGUGGUGUGCGGCGUGGCCGGCUCCUUCCCCGCGCUGCUGGCCUAUGCGCUGGCCUUUGGCCUCUCCAUGAGCGUGGUGGGCUCGCUGCUCUUCACUGUGCUCAUGGACACCGUGGAGAUGGAGCGCUUCCCCGCCGCCCUCGGCCUGCUCACCAUCAUGGAGAGUGCCACACUGCUGGUGGGGCCGCCCCUCGCAGGCAUGCUGGUGGACAGCACUGGGCAGUACGCCUACGUCUUCUAUGCCUGCAGUGCGUCUGUGGUCUCCGCCGCCCUCUUCCUCAUGGGUUCCUUCUAUUGGCUGGACAGAGAGAGACACGGGGAGGAGAAGGAGCUGCCCCCCUCACUCUCCUCACCCGGCUCACCCGCUCGCCCACCCAGGCCGGCCCUCUCUCUCUCCACACACUGCCUCUACAGCAGCGUCCCCACACAGGGUGCCCGGGGCCUGGAGCCCACUGAGUUUGUGUACAUCACCAGCGUCUGAGGAGACACACACACACACACA